UCCCCACUUUCUUCCCCAUCUCACAAGCUACCCAAACCUGAAAAAUGCCUGAUAAUUACCCCUUGAAAAUUAAAUAAUAAUAAUAAUAAUAAAUCCUUCCUACAUCUAGAAUAGCUAGUGAGAGGGGCCAUUUCUACAAAUUCUAGGGGGAUAAAGUCUCCUCUCUACAAACUAAAUGGUGGAGUCCUACUUCAGUACCACUAUUUAAACUCCAAGCUUUCAUCAUCUUAGCAGUCUUGAACUGUGUUUCUCAAUUCAAAUUCCUUUCUCAAGAUCUUCUCGUCGAUCUUUAGCUGGUUUAUAUGCUUCCAGACACAUCGAAUGUGGGCCCCAUCUUCUCGUUUUUCAUUCGUGUAUAGAAUCGAGCUCCGGUAGACUGAACGCCGUAAGUUCUCAAUCCAAAGUUUCUGAAUUUUCUCAAACACUGGCCCUGAACAUGAAUCUUCAAAUGGGUGGGAUUCAAAAGUACUGUUUGGUUCUGUUUUUAUCAGUACUAAGCAUUUCACUUACUGCUACAUUUGGAGAUAGCUCGACAGAUUCUUAUUGGCUUCUGAGAAUCAAAUCGGAGCUUACAGAUUCUGAAGGAGUUCUUGCAAGUUGGUCUUUGCAAAGUGAUAUGUGCAGAUGGUAUGGAGUGAAAUGUUCAAAUGAUUGGACCCGCGUUGUGGGUGUGGAUUUAUCAGGAGCUGGAUUGUCCGGUUCGAUAUCGCCUGACUUUGCUCACCUCGUUGCUCUUCAGAAGCUGGACUUAUCUUCAAAUUCUCUCACUGGAUCAAUCCCGCCUGAGCUAGGAAGUCUCAAGAAUUUAGAAGAACUGCUCCUGUAUUCGAAUUUCCUCUCUGGUAAGAUUCCUUCUGAAAUUGGUCUUUUGGAAAAGUUGGAAGUUCUUCGGAUUGGAAAUAACAGGCUAUCAGGAGAAAUUACGCCGUAUCUUGCAAAUUGCACUGAUUUAGAGAUUUUGGGUCUUGCUUCUUGCGAAUUGAAUGGAAGUAUCCCAAUUGAAAUCGGAUAUUUGAAGCAUCUGAAAUCACUGAAUUUGCAGAAGAACAGUCUCACUGGCCACAUACCAGAAGCAAUUGGCGACUGCCAUGAGCUUCAGAAUUUCUCAGCAGCUGGCAACGCGCUCGAGGGAGGAAUACCGAUGGCAUUUGGAAAGCUGGAGUUCUUGCAGACUCUAAAUUUGGCAGAAAACAGACUCUCUGGAGAGAUUCCCACCGAGGUCGGGAACCUGUCCAAUCUGAGAUACUUGAAUUUGCUUGGGAACCGAUUGGUUGGUGGGAUUCCCUCCGAGCUGAAUCAACUGAAUCAGCUGGAAAUCCUAGACUUGUCGAAGAACAGUCUUUCAGGGAUGAUCAAUCUUUCUGCUUCCCACAUGAAGAAUCUCAAGUAUCUAGUCCUGUCUGAGAAUUUUCUGUUAGGUGGGAUUCCGGCCAGCAUCUGCGACGGAGAAACAAAUUUGCAGAAUCUGUUUCUGUCUGGAAACAAUAUCUCCGGUGGGUUCCCAUCAGAACUACUCAAAUGCUCUUCGCUCCAAGCAUUGGAUCUUGAAAAUAACAGUCUCAAUGGAGCGAUACCUUCUGGUAUCGACCGGCUAGAAAGGCUCACCGACCUUCGGCUUAAUAACAACAGCUUUACGGGGACAAUACCGCUGGAGAUUGGAAACCUAAGCAAUUUAAAGAAUCUAGCACUGUUCCACAACAGCCUUGCAGGAAGAAUUCCAGCAGAAAUUGGAAAGCUACAGAGGUUAACUAUCGUUGAUCUUUAUGAAAACCAGAUGUCGGGGACGAUACCAAGAGAGCUGACAAACUGCUCGAGCUUAACUGGGAUCGAUCUCUUCGCAAACCAUUUCGAGGGUUCCAUCCCAUCGACGAUGGGGAAGCUCAAGAAUCUAGAUUUCCUUGAUUUGAGGCAGAAUGACUUCUCGGGUCCAAUCCCACCAAGCUUGGGCUACUGCAAGAAGCUUCAGGUCUUGGCCUUGGCUGAUAACAGGCUGUCAGGAGCAUUGCCGCCGACUUUCCGGUUCCUGACGGAUCUAACCACCCUAUCUCUCUACAACAAUUCUCUCACGGGUACGCUUCCAGAAUCUCUCUUCCUCCUGAAAAAUCUCACAAUCAUCAAUUUAUCUCACAACAUGUUCAGCGGCAGCAUCGCUCCUCUCACCGGGUCAAGCUCGCUGAGGUUGUUGGACUUGACUAACAACAGCUUCUCAGGUCCGAUCCCUUCAACACUCGCUGAAUCAAGAACGAUGGCCCGUCUCCGUCUGGGGCAGAAUCUUCUUGCCGGCAACAUCCCAGUAGAAUUAGGCCGACUUACAGAGCUCACAUUCCUUGAUUUAUCUUCCAACAAUCUCAUGGGCGAAAUACCAGAUGAGUUCUCGUACUGUAAGCAACUGGCCCAUCUCCUUCUCAACAGAAACCAAUUAACAGGCAUGAUUCCUUCAUGGUUAGGGAGUCUACGAGCUCUUGGAGAGCUCGACCUGUCAUCCAAUAACUUCAAUGGAACAGUGCCCGCUGAGGUCGGGAGCUGUUCAAGCCUACUCAAGCUUUCUCUCCACAACAACAAUCUUUCAGGCAAAAUCCCACCAGAGAUGGGAAAUCUUACUUCCUUGAAUGUACUCAAUCUGCAGAAAAACAAUCUCUCCGGCGAAAUUCCUUCGACAAUCCAGCAUUGUAGGAAGCUCUACACGUUGAGACUGUCGGAGAAUUUCUUGACAGGAGGAAUCCCGUCUGAGCUAGGAAAGCUCACCGAGCUACAAGAGAUGCUUGAUCUCGGCAAAAAUCUCUUGUCUGGAGUAAUCCCAUCUGCUCUAGGGAACCUAAUGAAGUUAGAGAGAUUGAACCUCUCUUUCAAUGACUUCCGAGGAGAAGUUCCACCAUCACUAGGACAGCUAACUAGCCUUCAUGCGCUCAACCUAUCAAACAAUCUCCUCCAUGGCCAAAUUCCUCCGACUCUGUCAAAAUUCCCACUUACCUCCUUCUUGGGCAAUGAAAAACUGUGUGGUCUGCCAUUGAAUUCAUGCAUACAAUCACUGGGUUCGGAGAGAAAGAAGCUAUCAAAUACUGCAGUCGCUGGGAUUAUGGUGGCGAUCGUGUUUACUUCGACAGUGAUAGUUAUGGUUCUGCUUUAUAUCAUGCUUAGGAUUUGGUGUAAUUGGAGAAAGGUAUCCAUUUCAAGCUCGGAUAGCGGCGGAUUUGAACGUAAGAAGGAAGAGGAGAAAUGGGUUUAUGGAGAUGAGAGAAAUGGUGAGUAUUGGAAAGUGAAUUCCUUGGCUUUCGUUUCUUCGCCAGAGAAGCAGAUGCCAACACCAACAUGCAUUUUUCAUCUGAAAAUGGAAAUGGAUAGCAUGGAAAACACAUUAGUGUAGGAAAUCUCUGCAAUGUACUACAUUUGAUUAGCUUUUUUCUGUUCUUUUUUUCUGUUUUGUGAAGUGAGUUUGAGAAGAUUUCAUUC
This is a messenger RNA of Magnolia sinica, 3450 nucleotides long. Its product is annotated as LRR receptor-like serine/threonine-protein kinase GSO1. Gene Ontology annotation, cellular component: plasma membrane. Gene Ontology annotation, molecular function: protein binding. Bases 437 to 3364 code for a protein of 975 amino acids. Lineage: Eukaryota; Viridiplantae; Streptophyta; Magnoliopsida; Magnoliales; Magnoliaceae. The transcript has a single exon. The record is from RefSeq and is a predicted model, not a curated record.